Molecule: messenger RNA, 1967 nt
Organism: Alligator sinensis (Chinese alligator)
Lineage: Eukaryota; Metazoa; Chordata; Crocodylia; Alligatoridae
Gene: CUNH5orf47
Product: chromosome unknown C5orf47 homolog
Exons: 6
Coding region: 1-963 (320 amino acids)
Source: RefSeq, a predicted model, not a curated record
AUGGCUAGCUAUGGUGACUUUGCAAUUACUGGUAAAUCUUUUGUGAGCGUGGUUUCUCCCGUGACGCCCCUUCUGGUGGCUUUCCCCCCCCACAACACACACACAUACACCCUGUGUGUGAGGAGAACCGGUGUCACCUCUCCUCCCCCACAAUUCAUCCAGCCUAGCCAGCCUGCCUUGAGGAUGAAGCCUGGCUCUGGCUCUGGCUCUGGCUCUGGCCAGGAGCGGAUACGGAUGGUUUACAUAAACAGCUUUGGUUCCCACCGUUGCGGCUCUGUGAUCCAAUACAGGGGUGGCCGCAGAUGCCACGAGGAGACCGCUGCCACUCCCAGUCUCCUAGGCAGACACAUGUCCCCCAGUGCUGGUGUACGCAAGAGGCAGGAGGCCCCCACCAGCGCCCUGAGGUUGAGGGACAAGGCCCUGGCUGCCAGCAAGCAUAGGCGAGGGUGCAAGGGUGGACCUGAGGGAGCUGGCUUGUGUGCUGUUGCCCAGAGACCGAGGAGUCAGGUGGGGGGAGCCGCUAAGUGCAGGGGGAAUGGGACUGAGCUGCUAUCGAGCAGCAGGAAAACGCCUGGUAGCUCUGCUCCUACAGGCCUCUUCAGCCAGGGACAUGGGACGUGUUAUCCUGGAAAAAGAGGACAUGCAGAAAGUGAUCUUCAAGAGAAGCAGGUGGAUCCCUUUGGUUUCCCUUUCCCUUCACAAAAAGUUGGCAAAGCAAUAAAAAGGAAAAAGGACAAGACUGAAGUCUGCCAUGGAGUAUUAAAAAUAAUUUCAAAAAUGCUUGAAGAAAAUGAACAGUUUAGAACUAGACUCAUGACUUGCAGCGUGUUUAGUGGUGAAGGCAGAGAUGUGAACCAAAACAUCCAGAACGAGGAUCCUGCUUGGAUGUGGACGAGCCCAUCUUUGGAUGGAUGUAGCAUGAAAAUAAAUGAAGAUUCAAUUUCAACUGCUGUUUUAAAUUAGUGUUCAUUGUUUGUCUCAUCCAACACCUGUUGGCGUCAGUGUAAAGACUGCAAAUGGCUUCACUGGGCAUUGGAUCAGGGUCCAUAUUUGUUUGAAGUAUAUCUUGGAAGCAUUUUAGUUUCAGCAGUUUAUUUUAAUAUGGGUUAAAUUAAACUGUUCAGUUAAAGAAAUCUUUGUUUUUCAAAAAUCUCUAUUAAGCAUAAUUCAUCACUUAGUCAUUGUUAAUUUUUGAAAGCUUUUGAAUUGACACAACAUUGUGACAGUUUACCGGCAAAAGAAUAGAAAUACAAAUUUUAUGCUAAAACUAUAUAUUUAUGUUGUUAUACUCUGUAGCUUGUCAGAACUGUAAACAAACAUGAAUUCAGUAAAAUAAAAUUUCACACAGGAUGUGUACAUUGAAAAUGAACUACUUUCAUUCCCAUUCAUUUUAAUCAUUUUUGUUUUAUUGUAUGAAAAAUAAUAUGCAAUCAACCUUUGGUUCAGUCAUCCAUUUAUACAUGAAUCUCAGCAAGGAUUUUGAAUAAGAAUCCAGGUGAAUACUUUCUGCUUCACUCAUCAUCAGGCCCAUGAUGAGAGCAUCAUAAUCAAAAUGUAUUGUUUAUCUGACUGCCUUUAAUAAUAACAUGAGAUGACUCUUUGUGUUAUAGAACUUCAUACUUGGAGUUUUCAUGGACUGUUAACAUCUUUUUAAGUGGUAAAUUGUGUAAAUGGGACAUGAAGGCCAUGUAAAGAAUUUUCAAUGUAUGCAUUUCAUUUCUUUAGCUAAAACAUUCACCUGGCAUUUUGAGACUAUUUUUAUUCUUCUGAAAGAAUGGUUUCUCAGCAUUUAUACAUAUAAUGACUAAAACUGUAGCAGCACUGAGCUUUAAUAAUAUACUAGCAUUGUGUCAUCAAGCAGCAGAGCAUUUAGGAAGGUUUAGAUGCAGUUUUCCUAAUGGUAAAACUGCAAGCAAAUACUAGAAAAUGUCUUUCGGAUGGAGAGCUCUGACAUUAAAGUUCUCAUU